GAACAUACUUUUUAGUCCUUUAAUGGUUUUGAAAGUAAACGCAGAUAUUGUUUAAGAAAUUGAGGUAGUUGGCUGAGCAGUAACAAAGCGAUGAAACACAAAGCAUCUUGUUUCUCGAGUGCCCACAACUCUUAAACAAAGACUGAUGAUAGAGGAAUUAUAAAUAAAAAAUUCGUUAAGCAAAAGUAUUAUUCAACUACUAUACUAGUAGUUUCGGUCUAUUAGCACUCAGUUCAGUCAUUUGUUUGAAUGAUGAAAGCUCAAACAAACAUUUUUCUGAACUGCUUCGAUGUAAAGUAAGAGAAAUUAGUUAAAUAAACAGGUAAUAAGGAGUUGAAAAUCAAGCAAUCAUACUUGAAAACUUGUAAGCAAGACAAGGAGUACGUAAAUCUGAAUGGAAAAAGUUAUGAAUGGAGAAGAAAAGAGAGUUUGUGUGACUGGUGCUUCAGGUUUUAUUGCUUCUUGGAUUGUCAAGCUUUUGCUCCAACGAGGUUAUCAAGUCAACGCUACUGUUCGUAACUUAAAUGAUCCCACACAAAAGGAGCACUUGCUUGCAAUGGAUGGUGCUGAAAAGAGGCUUCACUUGUUUGAAGCAGAUCUCUUGGAAGAAGGUUCCUUCGAUUCUGUUAUCCGUGGAUGUGGUGGUGUUUUCCACACUGCAACUCCGCUUAUACUCUUUUCCACGAAUCCUGAGGAAGAAGUGAUUGAACCUGCUGUGAAGGGAACUCUUAAUGCUCUUUCCUCCUGUGUAAAAGCCGGUUCAUCUGUCAAACGAGUGAUUUUCACAUCUUCUACUGCAGCAGUUGUACACAAUGGAAGACCUCUCACCAAUGAGACAGUAGUUGAUGAAACAUGGUUUUCUUCUCCAGCAGGCUGCAGGGGAAGAAAAGGGGAGUGUUACAGUCUCUCAAAAACCUUAGCUGAGGAUGCUGCGUGGAAAUUCGCCAAAGAGAAUGGCAUCAAUCUGAUUUCAGUAAACCCUGCUGGUGUAAUAGGCCCAUUGUUGCAGCCAACAAUAAAUGCUACAACAUUUUACUAUAUUAUUAACUUGAUUAACGGGUCAGAAACCUAUCCAAAUUCAAGUUUUGGGUGGGUUCAUGUAAAAGAUGUAGCCGAGGCACAUAUUCGUGCCUUUGAGAUCCCUUCUGCUAAUGGAAGGUACAUAUUGAGUGAAACUGUUGCACAUUUCUCUGAAAUUGUCAAAAUAUUGCAUGAGCUUUACCCGAGUCUCAAACUUCCUGAAAAGUGUGAGGAUGAUCAACCACUUGCAGCGAGUUACAAGAUUUCGCAGUACAAAGCCAAGACCUUAGGCAUUGAGUUCAUUCCCUUACAAAUUGCUCUCAAGGAAACUGUUGCGUGCUUAAAGGAGAAGUUCAACAUUAGUGUUUGAUACUAUUUUUUCUUUCUUUCUUUUUCUUUUUCUAUUUCUACUAACUUGUUUAAUACUGUAUAUUCUUGGCUGUGUUUAGUUUCUGCAACAAUGAAGGAAAUGCUUGUAUGCUGUGAUUUAUAGACUAGUGUUUAAUUGGUGGCUAUAAACAUAUACUAUAAAGUCUAUAAUCAUGCAUGUUUCCUAAGGCCUUUUUCUCCUAGCAACUAAUAUACUGGACCAUAUGAAAAUAGGGACGUAUUUUAUUGAUGUA
Molecule: messenger RNA, 1643 nt
Organism: Chenopodium quinoa (quinoa)
Lineage: Eukaryota; Viridiplantae; Streptophyta; Magnoliopsida; Caryophyllales; Amaranthaceae
Product: cinnamoyl-CoA reductase 1-like
Exons: 6
Coding region: 395-1390 (331 amino acids)
Molecular function (GO): oxidoreductase activity, acting on the CH-OH group of donors, NAD or NADP as acceptor
Source: RefSeq, a predicted model, not a curated record